Molecule: messenger RNA, 783 nt
Organism: Gregarina niphandrodes
Lineage: Eukaryota; Apicomplexa; Conoidasida; Eugregarinorida; Gregarinidae
Exons: 2
Coding region: 1-783 (260 amino acids)
Source: RefSeq, a predicted model, not a curated record
AUGAGGUUGGCUUCAUUGUUGGUGUUCUGUUCGGCAGUGCAAACGGGCACGCCUUCGUAUGAUCAGAUUGUGAAAUUUGACGGGACGGCGGAGUCAAGGGUGGGGCCGGCUGGCAUGUUUCAAGACGCGAACGCGAUGGCGUUCGCAAUUACGGCUUUGAGUGCGCGUGUGGCAGAGUGGGUGAACGUGUAUGCUGCGGCGCCGCCGGGGGUGCUGAAUGAGGGAACAAAGAUUGCGGCUAAGGAAGUCAUUCAGAGCGUGCCGUACCUCCGUUUCACCAAGCACAUCUAUGACCGUUGUGCUAUUUCUUCGGAAGAGCUUCCAGAGUGCUAUGCGGCCGGUUUCCGUCGGUUGAACCCGACGGGCCAGAGACUAUGGGGCGUGGCGUAUCGGAAUUUCAUUGAGAGUGAUGAGGCGUGGCAGGUCGUGACUAGUAUGUGCACCGUGUACGCGGAAGCCCUGGCCCUGCCCAUCGGGAAGCGGGGCAACCUGUGCUUGAUGAUCGGCGAAAUAUUAGACACCGCGCACUCAGCCGCCGUCUUGUCGACGUUCCAUAGCGAAAAAGAAGCAGCCGUUUGGGAGCCAAAUUACACCGCGAUGUUCCUUCAGCAAGAGUCCGCAGUUCUCCGGCGCAACGCCCCCCUCCGAAACCUGGUUUCCGUCAGUGGAAACCCUCUAGACAAACAAGCGGUAAGCAACAACGGGCAACCCUUCAGUAACAACACUCAGCAAGCGGGAGUGGGAACAGCAAGUGGGAACAACAAUCUAUAUCACUCUACUUAG